Messenger RNA from Panicum virgatum (switchgrass), 2145 nucleotides. Its product is annotated as sialyltransferase-like protein 4. Gene Ontology annotation, molecular function: sialyltransferase activity. The coding region runs from base 370 to 1743 and encodes 457 amino acids. The transcript has 13 exons. The record is from RefSeq and is a predicted model, not a curated record. NCBI's taxonomy places the organism in Eukaryota, Viridiplantae, Streptophyta, Magnoliopsida, Poales, Poaceae.
CGCCUCCCUCCGAGACCAAAUCGCCCCCUCCCAAUUUCGUCCGCGCGCCCGACGCCCCCGCCCGCCAGCAGAAAACUAGAGGACACUUUGCUAUUUUGUUGAUUUUACUUGCUGCGUAUUGGAUGAACUGGAAAGGGGAGGACACUUAACUAUUUUGUUGAUUUUACUUGCUGCAUAUUGUCGACAAUUAGUAUCAUAACUGGGUAUUUUCUUUCCACAGCUACCUCCUCGCUGCUUUACUGGCUCACUGAAGGUGAAGGACCUGGUGACCAUAUCAUAAGAAAUUGGGAAAUUUCUGAACAUCCACGACAUCAACAUUGGACAGCCCCGCCCUUCUCCCCCUCCGGCUCCAGCGACAGGCGCAAGCGCAUGGCCCCUAGGGUUGCGCCGGCCAUGCGGGUGCUCCCCCUCGCGCUCGCCGCGGCCAUCUUCUCCGGGGUGACCGCCAUCCUCAUCUACCUCUCCGGCCUCUCCUCAUAUGGCAGCGCUCGGCUUUCGGAGUCGGACUUGGCCGCGCUCACCGCGCUGCAGGGCCGCUUCAGCAAGUGCGUGGAUGCAAAUGGGCUAGGACUGAAAGCGGUGAGUGGAAAGGACUACUGUCGAGUUGUGAUACAAUACCCAAGCAACACAGUUUCCAAGUGGGUAAGUACUUGCUUCUUGUGUCAGACGGAUCCGAGUACUGGAAAGGUUGAAGGUUUGUCGUUUGAGUUCAAUCUGUGCGAAGCUGUGGCCUCAUGGGAGCAGGUCCGAAACAGCACAACGGUACUCACAAAAGAGUACAUUGAUGCUUUGCCAAAUGGCUGGGAGGAGUAUGCAUGGCGCAGGAUCAACAAAGGAAAUCUUCUGAAUAAGUGCCAGAACAGAACUCUGUGCAUGGAGAAGCUCUCGCUAGUUCUACCUGAGACAUCACCAUAUGUGCCUCGCCAAUUUGGAAGAUGUGCUGUUGUUGGAAACUCUGGCGAUCUUCUUAAAACUAAAUUUGGGGAUGAAAUUGAUUCUUAUGAUGUCGUCUUCAGAGAAAAUGGUGCACCCAUCCAGAAUUACACUGAGUAUGUCGGUACAAAGAGUACAUUUCGCCUUCUGAACAGAGGAUCUGCAAAGGCACUGGACAAAGUUGUUGAGUUAGAUGAAACAAAAAAGGAGGUAUUGAUCGUUAAGACGACAAUACAUGAUAUCAUGAACCAAAUGAUUCGGGAAGUUCCAAUAACCAAUCCAGUAUACCUCAUGCUAGGCACAUCAUCAUCGUUUGGUUCGUCCGCUAAAGGAACUGGGGUUAAAGCUAUUGAAUUUGCUCUCUCCAUCUGUGACAGUGUUGACAUGUAUGGCUUCACAGUAGACCCAGGUUACAAGGAAUGGACAAGGUACUUUUCUGAGGCCAGAAAGGGUCACACGCCACUUCAUGGUAGAGCAUAUUAUCAAAUGAUGGAAUGUCUCGGUCUGGUAAAAAUCCACUCACCGAUGCGAGGUGAUCCUGGCAGGGCAGUGAAAUGGCUGCCUACCAAGGAUAUCAUUGAAGCUGCUAGAGUUGCCUCUGAGAAAUUGUUGAGGAGACCUGGAGCUGGAAGCGAUGGCCCUCUGGAGACUUGCACCAUGAUAAAGAAGCGUAACAAAGGAAAGGCACCAAACAGAUCCGGUCUGCGAGAUGCUGCCAUGAAGCACCUUGAGUACAUGAAAGGUGCCACCAGGUAUCCCUUGGAGCGAAGUGCCGAGGGUGGCUACCUCUGCAUGAUUAACGAUACAUAGGACCACAGUGGUUCAAAGUCCAUUAGAUGUAGAAGAUGGACAAGGAGACUGCACAAAACAUAACAGAAGUCACGACACCAUUAAGCAGCAAGAUCAGAUGAGCUAUUUGGUGUCAGUUGAUGUGGUGGGACAGUUUUGAAGGAAUUUCAGAGCGGAUAGGUGUGAUGCAGUUUUGGUGUAUGGGCAGUAUGAGUAACGAGCAUGGUUUCAAACGUGUGUCAAACGGUUUCAGAUCAUGUUUGUGUUUGUAGCGGAAUGAACAGAUCUUAAGAGCUGAAUGCUGAGCUUGUCAGCACUGUAACUAGAAGAAAUGCGCAUGUCUAGAAUUUGUAAUGCGUUAAUCAAUUUUUUUUACUGGAAUUGAAUUCUGCUAUGGGAGAGUAAAAUCCAUUGUUUGUCCGA